Messenger RNA from Sclerotinia borealis F-4128, 1965 nucleotides. The record is from the annotation of a GenBank genome assembly. NCBI's taxonomy places the organism in Eukaryota, Fungi, Ascomycota, Leotiomycetes, Helotiales, Sclerotiniaceae.
AUGGCCGAAGCUGAACAGGUUGAUGCACCAAGCGCUACUUUGCCUCAAACUGCCCCCAUUCCAGAAUCACAAACUAUUUCACUACCUCUACUUCUGGGAAACAGUUCACCCCGACUGGAUGAUCAUCAACCACUUCCAAGUGCCAAUACCUCUCAGCACCAAGUGCCAGAGAGAGUUUCGCCAGAAAAUUCAGUUCCAGAACAUUCGGAUGACGAAGUAGAAUUUGUGUUUUGUGUCCCUCGAAGAAGGAAAAAAAAGCGCAGAAGGCUAGAAAUUCCAUCACAUAAGACUCACAUCGACUCGGCUAGAUCUAUCACAAGUGCCGGAGUUGCAGUUACUCAUCCGUUAAAAGAAAAUUCCAUAGCUGAAAUGCUACCUCCACUUGCUCCUGGUACUGAACCUGAUGAUAUGAAUUUGGCGAGAUGCCAACCCGUCCACUCGCUGCAACCCCCCACUACACUUGAGUCCUUUCUACAACCUCUGAACAGUCUACAAUCGGAGACAUCUGAGUCACCUGCUUCACAUGUAUCGCAAACCAUACCGUUCAAAAUCCCACCACCUUGGUAUGCCAAAUCCAUGCCUCCACCUCCUUCCCCUACGUCACCAUAUUAUUAUUCCAAAUCCAACAUCUUCACAUUACCAGAUCAAGAUUAUGCCAAGAAACGAAAGUAUGAGGAGGAUUCACACCAGUAUUCGAAUUAUGUGUCCCCAUAUAAGGUGUCUUCGACAUCUAUGUAUCAACCAAGACCAAAAGCUUUGCCUUCCCAUUCUGAAAUUAGUCCUAUUGGGGGAAAUACCGGCUUUGUGGACUUUCUAGAAGAUCCCAAUGUGCCAACCACAUUUGGGGGAGUGCCCCCGCCUCUCCCACCACACCGACCAAUUAUACCGGGUUGGCAAGACUUCUCCUGGAAAUCAUCCGACUAUCUACCCCCUAGACACCUGCCAUCAGUUGACGUACGCACAAGAACAUUCCCUGAUGUUAACAAUGACCCAGAAUGGCAUCGGAAAUAUCACAAUGGUACCGGCGAAUCUCGUUGUUUCAAUCCACCACAAAUUCCAAUCAGAGAUUCCCGGAGUGAAAGAUUCGCGUACGAAAUGGUAUCACCGAAAACAAUACCCCUUGAAAUUCAAACCAUAUCGGCGCCAUAUUCUUCGGUCCAGAAAGAACCAGUUUCGAAACCAUCUCCUAUACCUGAAGAGCUACCUACAUGUGCCACAUCUAUCCAUCCUGCGCAAUCUUUUUCGGUGGUUUCAUUAAAACAUGCGACACAUCCACAACCGACACCUGAAGUUGUAGCUGCUAGAAACAUUUCUCCAUCUCCACCUCCUCGUCAACAGGUGACUGCAGCAGACAUACGACGCAGACCUUCACUUUACAAAGUACCAGCAUGGCCACAUUCUGUGGAAAGUAACCAGGCCACCUCUUCUAAUGCCUCCGGGUCGGGUCCAAAUCAAAUUCUCCAUGCUGGUAGUGACACUUCACGAACUCUACAAUGUCAUAUACCUCAGCAAGCCACAACUGCCGUUUCCCACACACCAAACAACCCUUCAACUUCUCUCCCAAAUCCGGUGUCACAACCACCCAAACAGCAAGCACCCACACCCGCACCCGCACCAAAACACUCACCAAACCUAAUAAUAGACAUAGCCCAAACCAGCCAAGAAACCUUCCCCUUUGCAGCAGUAGCCGCUAGACAUAAUAAACCGAUCCAGAAAGUCCUAGAUACUUUCUCGGCGAUAAUUCAGUUGCCGCUGUUGAAACAGGCGGCGGAUGGUAGGAGAUAUGGUGUUUUGGGGAGUGAGAGGAUGAGGUUGUAUAGGGAGGCUAGGAGGGCGAUGGAGAGGGAUCGUAGGGGGAGGGAAAAGGAGGGGAGGGAGAAGGAGAAGGAGAAGGAGAAGGAGAGGGAGAGGGAGAGGGAGAGGGAGAGGGAUAAGAGUAGUAGGAGGGGGGAGGGGGGUAAAUAA